CGGAUCGUCUGCGUUAUUCCUCAUCGUUGUCAAUUCGUCUGUCGCAGCCACAAGCGAAGAGUGCGAGACCCGUCCCGCGGUAGCCUUGAGGGGAAAUGCGAAUUACGGGGCACUCUGUGCUCUCUCGUCACCGACGUCCCACAUCCGACGAGACCAUCAGCCUUCCGUCGCAUCGGCAAAGCACCCAACCUCAUCUCACCGUGACACGUGAUUCUUCGUGCUGCUGCCGCCGGCAGCGUGAAGACUAAUGACACGGCCAAAGGUCCCACCAGAGCACAGGCAGCGGACUGCGCAAGCAUGCGAAAGCUGCAAGAGGAGAAAGCAAAAAUGUAAUGGUCUUUGCCCCUGCAACACAUGCGACAAACGGAAAUUUACAUGCAUAUAUACGGAUCGAGACCCCACAUCUCCCAGUGAAGAACGGCCACCAGCAAAGAAACGCGCAAUCGAAGGAAGCGAAGGCGACAGCCCAUUCUUCAACGAGUCGACGUCGGAUAGCCCCAGCAAUGGAUACAAUCACCAUCAUCCGUCACCGCCGUCUCUACACAGACAAAAACCGUCCAUUCAUCAACAACCUUAUGUUGCGGCGCGUGCACUAAGCGUCAAGCAAGAGACACCCUUACCGGGGCUAAGACCGACCAUCGAGCUUGCGGGCAGCUUUAUCCAGGCUCCAACGAGCGAUGGCAAUGCAGAGUCACGACCACUCGCAUCACGAGGCACCACUGUCCACAGCGGUCCAGAGGAGGAAGCAGUAAUUUACAGUCAGAGUAGAAUGCUACAAGACCCAACAGGCAGGGUGCUCUAUAUUGGAGACUCAGCAACGUUGUCAUUCCUGCAGCUGCUCCGGAUGAUGGUAGAAACCGUUGCCGGUUCAUCGCCUUUCACGACUGAUCCUCGACGACACAAGAUCGUCGAAGGGCAAUAUUCUCUGCCAUCCGGAUACCGGCAUACACACCUCCUCCCAGACGUGCAGACCGCUCGUGUACUUGUCGAAGCCUUCUUCAUCAAUACUCAUGGUUUACUGCAAGUGUUCGAACGUGACCGCUUCUUUCAGGAUUUGGAAAGAUGUUACUCGGAUCCACUGUUGGUAGAACACUCAUGGAUCUGCUUACUUAACCUGGUAUUUGCUAUUGGAUUGACCAUGGCUACACCACUUUCUGGGAGCCCGGAAGCCCUCAUCAUCGACAAGCUUCGGAGCGAACACCUUGACAGAGCUGAGGUUUUCUAUCUCAACGCUAAGAGCCUGAACGACCCCAUGACAGGGUUCGAGGAUCAGGAUUUCUGGUCUGUGCAGGCACUGCUCCUCAUGUCCGUCUACAUGUUGGCCAAGUCUAAACGCAACACUGCAUUUGCGCUGCUAGGUAUGGCAGCACGAUCUGCGCAUGCUCUCGGGCUACAUAGAGAGGAGACCAUGGUGAUUUUCAGUCCCGAGGAGCAAAUACAACGGAAGAACUUAUGGCGGUCGAUAUUCGUCAUAGAUCGGCUGCUCUCGUGCUCACUAGGUCGACCAACCGCAAUAUCGGAAGACGACUGCUCAGGAGACACACUUCACCCGCCUGAACAGUACCUAGACCCGCUGUUCAAUCUCAACGGGGAUGUCACACCGGACUACAACGUGACUGGCUCCCAAGCUUUGGAAGCCGCAGUACGAAGCUGCUCGGUAAUUGGUGUCAUAUUGAGAAAGGUUUACCAGCAACGAAAGAUCAGCACCCGACUUGCCCAAGAGAUUGCAGAUAUCUGCAAGGCAUGGCCACGCGCUCUGCCUUCCAUCUUGCACUGGCGACAAGCAGCCAACGCCUCACCAAGCCAAGGGGUUGCCAUUCUUCAUGUUAAUCUGUUUUACUGUCAUUCUAUAAUACUUCUGACGCGACCAUUCUUCUUAUAUAUACUCAAUCUCGAGACGCAACGACAUGUUAAUCAAACUAGUACACGAGGCCCGAGACCAUAUCUUCGCAUGGAAAAGUUCAGCGAGGCUUGCGUGAUCGCCUCGACACAUACGAUCUUGCUUGUCCAGAACGCUUUCGAUGCCGGCUACCUUUCUCGCAGAAACCCAGCGGUUAUCUACUUUCUAUUCGCUGCCACACUCGUUAUUCUUGCCAAUGAGUUUGCUGGUCUGUACAAAGUAGACGCAUCAGACACGUGCAUCUUGAAUGCAUUCACCAUCAUGAACUACUGUGCAGAAAGCGAUCAACAAGCAAGUAGAUUGGUCUACAUCCUCAGCUCCUUCCGCGACGUCGUCACACAACAACGCAUGAGGCGGAAACAAAUCCAACCGGAAAACGCGACACUACCAAGCAUAGCCUCACAGCUCUACGGCAUCCCGAUGCCUAAUCAACAGCAGCAACAGAACCCAAGCACCAGUCUCGCAAACUCAACGGAUCCCAUGAAUGCAACACCACGCCUCCACCAAGUACCUAUCCACAUCUACCCAGGCAUGCAAACCACACCACUUCACGAACCCACCUUCCUACUACCCCAUCAGACGCCCCUACAACACUCCCAACCACCAUCCGAUUUCUCCGUCCACUUAUCCCCCAUACAAGACCCCUCCGCUUCAGCCGCCCACUCUGAACCCUUCGGCACCACCGCUACCUCAACAGAUGCUUUCCCCACGCCCUCGAAACCGCCCUCGCUAUCCAUGAUGCUGGACUUCUCCGCGCUCGAAGCUACAAGGGUGCCGAGUUUGCAUAGCGAAGAGAGCGGACAAGAUGAGCAGAUUGAUUUCGACGCGCUGUGGGCUUGGCCGAGUAAUACGCCGGCGAUGGAGAGUCCGCGGCCGGGGCUGGAUGGCCUUGCUGCUAACGGUGGUGGAGGUGGAGGAGGAGGAGGGAUCACGGAGAGGGUGCAGGAGAUUAGUGAUAGUGCUGUGCCGCUGUUUGGCGUCAGUCGCGAGGGCACUGGACAUGCUACAGAUUCGUAAAGUAAACCUAUGGUGUAAGAGGUGGUUGCAAAACGAGACGGACAGCUGAAACCUCAAUGGAAUCCUUGAAAAGGGUCCUUCUCUCUUUUAACGGGGUGUUAAGCGUUUUGGUAUAUAUUUCGGCUAGCUCGGCAAAGGAUGAAAGGGAACGAAGGUACGAUCACAUAAUGGCAUGGUCUGUUUGGUAGGGUAGGGUGGGUAUGGCCUGGGCUUUCAUGACCUUGUGUGUGUACGUAUGUAUGUCUGCAUGUAUAAUU
This is a messenger RNA of Cucurbitaria berberidis CBS 394.84, 3174 nucleotides long. RefSeq lists its product as uncharacterized. The transcript is spliced from 5 exons. The record is from RefSeq and is a predicted model, not a curated record. Bases 248 to 2917 code for a protein of 889 amino acids. Gene Ontology annotation, biological process: positive regulation of transcription from RNA polymerase II promoter by galactose; DNA-templated transcription. Gene Ontology annotation, cellular component: nucleus. Gene Ontology annotation, molecular function: zinc ion binding; DNA-binding transcription factor activity, RNA polymerase II-specific; RNA polymerase II cis-regulatory region sequence-specific DNA binding. NCBI's taxonomy places the organism in Eukaryota, Fungi, Ascomycota, Dothideomycetes, Pleosporales, Cucurbitariaceae.